Triticum aestivum (bread wheat) is the source of this 1021-nucleotide messenger RNA. RefSeq lists its product as uncharacterized. The transcript has 3 exons. NCBI's taxonomy places the organism in Eukaryota, Viridiplantae, Streptophyta, Magnoliopsida, Poales, Poaceae. The coding region runs from base 88 to 828 and encodes 246 amino acids. The record is from RefSeq and is a predicted model, not a curated record.
CUCAUCCUCUCCCUCUCCCUGGUGCUCUGAUCUAGGUCAGCCUAUCGCCGUCGCCGCCGUGGCCAUUGCUGCCGGUAGAAGUUGAGGAUGCCAUCCUGGAAUGACGAGGAGAGCUCGGACGAGGACAUCAACAUGGUUUCAAUGGAUCCUCAACUCUUUGAAACCCCUUACAGUGUGGUGGAACCAUCUUUCUGUGGUUCUUACACUGAAUCUGAGCCGACGUGCAUGAUGCAUCAUCAGAGGCCGAAGAAGGUGGUGGCUUUUGAAGGUGCUUUGACUGGGAGGCGAUUCCUGGGUUGUCCUGUGCAGCAGGAUGUAGGUGUGAACUGUGGGGUUGUGGAGUGGGUGGAUGGUCCUUGGCCAGAGAUUCUACAAAGGUGCCUAACCAGGAUUUGGGACAUGUACCAUGAGCAGAACUUGGGGAGGGUGAAUGACAAACAAGCCCAUGAGAAAGAGGUGGCCAAGCUACAGAAGGAAAUUGAUUUCCUGUCAAACAACUACAACCAGUUGGUGGAAGAUGUAUCCAAGCUAUUUGACUAUCAAGAUGGCAAGAUAUCUCAUGACAUGUACUAUACCAGUCAGGCAAUCAAUGAACUAAAUGAGAAGAAGAAACAACUUGAGGAUCAGGCAAAGAUUGAGUUAAGUAUGGAAAAGCUGAAGCUUGCCAAGGAGCAAAGGUGCAUUCUUCAAAGCCAAGCAGAUAUUAUUCAGAACAUGAGGAAGGCCAUGAAGGAAGUGGAGGGGGACAGGGACCUACUUAAGCAAGAGAAGAAGAAGCUAGAGUAUCUGAUUGCUGAUCUGCUCAACUGGGCAUGCCAGCAAAGAUAAGCUGGAGAGGAUCAAGGAAAUUAUGAAUGAGUGAAGUGGUUGGUGUGUGGGUUAAGUAAUUAGUAGGCCUAUAUAUAUAGCUAGCCUUGGAAUGUGAUGCAUGUUAGGUGUAUAUUUUGGGAAAGUUUCAUGUGCUUUCAGAAUGGUAUGAGGGAGGGAGGUACUGUUAUGGUUUAAGAACUAGUUGAUUUUA